CACCAUCCAACCAACGCAUUACCCAACCGCAUCACCAUCGCAAGCACAGCCAUGUCGCUUCAGGAAGCCGUCCGCAAGGCAACGAGCGAAAACAACACCAGCGAAGACUGGGCUCUAUUUACCAAUAUCUGUGAACAAGCUGGGCGAAACGAAGCCUCGGCUCGAGAGGUCGUGGAUGCCGUCCGGGUUCAGACCACAAACCGCAAUGCCAACGUCGUUCUGUUCGCCUUGACGUUGGCAAACUCGCUGGUCAUGAACUGCACGAUCGUGGUCCAUCGAGAGAUCGCCUCCAGGUCCUUCUGCGAUACGCUGGUGAAGCAGAUCAACAACAGAUCGAUCCACGAGGCCGUCCGGACGCGAAUGCUGGGCAUGAUCCAACAGUGGGCCGAGGCCUUUCGCGGAAACUCCCAGCUUGGGUAUAUGGAUGACGUUUAUCAGCAGCUUAAGCACCAAGGACACCGUUUCCCUGGACCACCCGAAAAGGAGCCGGUCAAGCAGAGCACUCUACAGAAACGAGCAGAGGAGGACGAAUUGCAGAUGGCUCUGGCGAUGUCGCUGUCUUCGGAGGAGCAAGACCGAGAACGACGAGCCAAGCUGCGACAGUCGUACUCCAAGCCCGUCGAGUCUCCUAAACCCCAGCAGGCUCCGGCGCUCUUCCAGGUCCGAGCUCUCUAUGAUUUCGCUGGCACGGACGAAGGCGAGAUCCCAAUGACGCGGGGCGAUGUUAUCGAUGUGUACGACGCAACCACCUUCAAGGAUUGGUGGAAGGGCAAGAGCCGCGGCAGGAUCGGUCUGUUCCCUUCCAACUAUGUCGAGCGCCUCCAAGCAGGCGCCGGUACCAGGACCGAGGGCCCGAGCGAUGCCACCAAGGGCGACGUCUUGGCCCACACUCAGACGAUCGAGGAGCUCCUGCAGCUGCUGACUCGCCUCGAUCCUUCGCGGGACAAUGUUAUGGAAAACGCCCGAAUCCAGCAACUCUAUCAUGACACCAUCACGCUUCGGCCAGCCUUGGUCAGGAACAUGGAAGCCGCACGGACGCAGCAGGAUGAGCUGCUGGAGCUGAGCGAUCGAUUCGUCAAGGCCAAUGCCACCUAUCAUCACCUUAUGGAAUUGGCCGUUUCCCAGUACCACACAGGUCUGGGGCGGCAAACAGGCAUGCCGGGUUAUUCGCAGCCGGGUGCAAGCACCUAUGUUGUCGCCUCGCAGCCGCCUGCAAUCAUCGGGCAGCAGCAGCAACAACAGCAGCCGCCGGCUGCGGGGCCUCAGGGAUACUUCACUGGAGGCCCAUCAGGACCUCUGCCUGGGGCUGGAUACGGCUACGGCGCUGGACAAGUGCCGGUCGCGGGGCUGCCACCGUCGGUCGAUCCCUACGGAACAGCGGCCAUCCAGGGCUAUCCCAGCGGGCAGCGCUGAGGCGGAGAGCAUCCCAGGGCCGGAUGAGGACAGCAGCAGCACAGCAUUGGCGAACCGCUCGAUUCUGGCCUUGAUUCUUUUGAUGUGUGGCUGCUGGUUUUGGAACUUUGACUGAAAUAAAGACCUGAGAUAUGACAAA
This is a messenger RNA of Polychytrium aggregatum, 1552 nucleotides long. RefSeq lists its product as uncharacterized. The transcript is spliced from 11 exons. Gene Ontology annotation, biological process: protein transport to vacuole involved in ubiquitin-dependent protein catabolic process via the multivesicular body sorting pathway. Gene Ontology annotation, cellular component: ESCRT-0 complex. Gene Ontology annotation, molecular function: phosphatidylinositol binding; ubiquitin binding. Bases 52 to 1413 code for a protein of 453 amino acids. Lineage: Eukaryota; Fungi; Chytridiomycota; Chytridiomycetes; Polychytriales. The record is from RefSeq and is a predicted model, not a curated record.